GCUUUAAAUGCUUUCGACUGCUAUUUGAUUGGAAAACAAACGUUUGAUAACAAGGAGUACUUGAAUGCAAAGCAAUGGCUAACAGAAGCGAUCGAUAGAUUGGAUGACAUGACCAGCGAUGAGAUAAUUGCAGACAUUUUCAAUUACCUAUCGUUUUGUGAACUGAAAAUUGGAAAACCAAGUGAAUCUCAAAAAUAUAAAAGAUUGUCGGCCGCUAUAAAGCCAGAUAUCGAGAGAAAUGAGUUGAUAUCGGAGAUCAAAAUGUUUAACGACACGAAUACCACUUCUUAUGAUCUUGAUAAACCUAUUUUUGAUUUAACAACAAAUGGAUAUGAAUUAUGUCGAAAAAAAAGUCUUUUGAAUGACUCGAUUGUCUCGAAACUCAAGUGUUUUCACUUAAACACAACGAAAACACCGUUUUUACGGUUGACUCGCAUUAAAGUGGAAGAGAUGUACAAAAGUCCGAAAAUUGUUGUAAUCCAUGACUUUCUGUCGGAAUGCGAGACACAAACCAUCAUCUCUUUGGCUCAGCCAUCAUUAGACAAGUUAUUCGCGUAUGGAUUUGGUCCUCAAAUAGAUUUCAAUAUAAGACUGGCGAGGGGUAGCCUUGUUUAUGACAGACAACACAAAGUCGUGCACACAAUCAGCCGACGUAUCGGUGCCAUCACUGGCCUUAACAUGGAUUUUGCCGAACCGUACAAAGCUAUGAAGUAUAGUGUCGGCGGAUAUUUUUCCGACCAUUACGACCCGGGUGACCACCAACGAAACGCGUCAAUCAUCGAACGGAAACGUAUGGUCACUUGGAUCAACUACCUGAGCGACGUGGGCGCCGGUGGGGCCACUGUAUUCCCACUCAUCAAUGUGACCGUUUGGCCCGCAAAAUACUCGGCACUAUUUUGGCACAAUCUGCACAAAUCAGGUCAACUCGAUAGGCAGACACUGCACGCCGGGUGUCCUGUACUCGUGGGACAUAAAUGGAUUGCCAACAAAUGGAUCCCAUCGAUGGGACAGGAGUUUAUCAAACCGUGCGAUCCAUACGAUCGACAUUCACGACUUGAGCUCCGGCUGAUCGUUGGUGGGCCGCCCCGCGAAGUGCAGCACCUCAUGAGCACCGGCUGUCCGUUUUCUUACGCACUGACGUCCGCGAGUACCAUUCCCUGGAGUAGACCGAUGGCGGGGCAACCGGGGAGUCCGGGU
This is a messenger RNA of Oppiella nova, 1197 nucleotides long. NCBI's taxonomy places the organism in Eukaryota, Metazoa, Arthropoda, Arachnida, Sarcoptiformes, Oppiidae. The record is from the annotation of a GenBank genome assembly.